CGAGUCUUCGACUGCCCUGAAACUCUGAAAGAGUCCAAGCGAGUGUCCUCAGUCCUCUCCUCGACUGCUCCCCUCCUUCCAGAGUCACGGUGCCUCGCCGUCCUUCCCUGAUCUGACAACCCGUUUAUCUUGCCCGGGCGGUCCACUCCGACGGCUGGCCCGCCCUUCUUUAACCCCGCCACCCCGAUCCAGCCCAGCCGCACUCCAACACGGUAGCAGCAGUCAACAGACUCCCACCGCAAUGGCCGCGGCGCUCCUCUUGCUGCUCGUUCCGCCCGUCGGCCUACUCGCCGCGCUCGCAUUCCUCACGCGGCCCCACGCCCGGAUCGCGCUCAAAGACAGCCACGUCUUCAUCACGGGCGGGUCCAGCGGCAUCGGGCUCGCCAUGGCCACGGCCGCUGCGCGGGAGGGCGCGCGGGUCUCCAUCCUGGCCCGCAACCUUGCCCGCCUCGAGGAGGCGCGCGCCGCCAUCCAGCGCGACUCGGGCCGCGACGACGUCGGCGUCCACGCGGCCGACGUGCGGGACGCCGACGCCGUGGCCCGUGCUCUCCAGGAGGCCGGCCCCGUCGACGUCCUGGUCUGCAACCACGGCGUGUUCGUGCCGCAGGAGCUCGAGAGGCAGGACAUGGAUGAGAUCAAGUGGAUGGUGGACAUCAACCUCAUGGGCACCUUCCACCUCAUUAAGGCCGCGCUUCCCGCCAUGAAGGCACGCACCCGCGAGACGCGGCUCCCUGGGUCCAUCGCGAUCAUGUCCUCCCAGGCCGGCCAGGUUGGUAUUUAUGGUUACACUGCCUACUCAGCGAGCAAGUUUGCUCUUCGUGGAUUGGGUGAGGCGUUGCAGCAUGAGGUCGUCGGGGACAACAUUCAUGUCUCGUUGAUAUUCCCUCCUGACACUGAAACUCCAGGAUUGGAAGAGGAGCAUAAGAGGAGGCCAGAAUUGACAAACAUCAUAGCAGGAUUGUCUGGUGGAAUGAAGGCCGACGAUGUUGCCAAGAAGGCUCUGGAUGGUAUCAAAUCUGCAAAAUUCAUUGUCCCAUGCAAUUUCGAGGGCACAAUGUUAGCUGUAGCCACUGCUGGUUUAUCCCCACAGAGCUCCGCAUUAAUGGCAUUCAUAGAGGUGAUUGGCACAGGACUCAUGCGGUUUGCGGCACUUUGUUUCCAAUGGAAUUGGUUCUCUACCAUAGAGAGCUAUUAUGCCAAGAACAAGAAGAGCCAGUGAUAACACAAACCAUACCUGGACCUUAGCGGUCCGUCAUGGUCGAAGAAGAGUCCCGUUGUGUGUCACUUCAGGUCAUAUGAAUGACAGAAGUUUGAUAUCGUCAUCUCAACUCUUGUAUCUUCCAUGUUUCUGUACCAUGGUCAGGUUUUCUUUUACUUUGUGGUACUCAUGUAAUGAACACAUAAUAACAAUAGCUAGAAUGUUAAUGACAA
Zea mays is the source of this 1431-nucleotide messenger RNA. Its product is annotated as 3-ketodihydrosphingosine reductase. The coding region runs from base 242 to 1219 and encodes 325 amino acids. The transcript is spliced from 4 exons. The record is from RefSeq and is a predicted model, not a curated record. Gene Ontology annotation, cellular component: endoplasmic reticulum membrane. Lineage: Eukaryota; Viridiplantae; Streptophyta; Magnoliopsida; Poales; Poaceae. Gene Ontology annotation, biological process: sphingolipid biosynthetic process. Gene Ontology annotation, molecular function: 3-dehydrosphinganine reductase activity.